AUGGAGAUCGAAAUCAUUUCCAAAGAGAGCAUCAAACCAUCGUCCCCAACACCACACCACUUGAAAACCUUCAAGCUCUCCCUCUUAGAUCAGCUUAUUAUCAACCCUUAUGUACCAAUCGUCUUGUACUACCCUAAUCACAAUGGCAACAACAUCCUCCAAGCCCUAGAAAGAUCAUUGGCUCUCAAGAAAUCUUUAUCCGAAACCUUGACUCAGUUUUACCCUCUUGCUGGAACCAUCAAGAAUGAUCUUUCUAUCGACUGCAAUGAUGUUGGUGCUUGUUACGCCAUAGCUUUGGUUCGUUGUGGUCUCAACGAGCUUCUAAGCCAUCCUGACCACCAGCUCCUCAAUGGGUUGUUGCCGUUUCAACCUAGUUUCGAGGGGUCUGGUGCAGGUGCUCGUGUAACAAAUGUUCAAGUGAACAUUUUCGAAUGCGGUGGGAUCGCUAUCGGCUUGUGUAUUUCACACAGGAUCGUUGAUGGCGCUGCGCUCCGCACGUUUCUAGACGGAUGGACCAACAUGGCAUGUGGAGCUAAAGAAGUCGUGUAUCCAAACUUAUCUGCACCUUCCCUCUUCCCUGCAAAAGACUCGUGGCUCAGAGAUUCAUCAAUGGCGAUGUGUGGGUCAUGGUUGAAGGAAGGGAAGUGUGUCACGAAACGAUUUGUGUUUGAUUCUGAUUCCAUAGCCAGACUGAAAGCUGAAGCAACUACAAAUGGAGUGAAGAGCCCUACACGUGUUGAGGUGGUGUCUGCUUUGAUAUGGAAGUCUGCAAUGGAAGCAUCCAAACAAACCUGUGGUUUCCAGAAGCCUUCUCGCUUAGCACACUUGGUGAACCUUCGUCGAAAGCUCGCAUCAACCUUGUCGAAAGACUCCAUCGGUAACGUGAUUUGGCCCGCCACAGCAAAGUGCCAAGCUGACUACGAACCUACAUUGCAUGGUUUGGUGAAUAAGGUGCGGGAAAGCAUUUCGAAGAUCGACAGCGAGUUCGUAACCAAAGCACAAGGCGAAAAAGGGUACGUUGCGAUGCAGGAGUCUAUCAAAGAAAUGGGAGAAAUCAGCUCCAGAGGGACCAUGGAUAACUACACCUUUACAAGCUGGUGCAAGAUGGGUUUCAACCAAAUCGAUUUCGGGUGGGGAGAACCGAGUUGGGUGACGGGUAUCAUCGGCCAUGGCAGCCCGAUGUUCGUCAAUCAGGUGACCUUAAUGGACACAAAAUGUGGUGAAGGAAUAGAAGCAUUUGUUAACUUGGAUGAAGAAGAGAUGGAGAUUGUACAAGGCAAUACAAAGCUACAAGCAUAUGCUUCUGUAGAUCCAUGCCCCAUGCCAAAGUUGAUGGAAUGAUUAAGAGUUUGAUCUGAAUGGAUUCAGUCGUCUUUUACAUCAUCAUAUGUACCU
Cynara cardunculus var. scolymus (artichoke) is the source of this 1395-nucleotide messenger RNA. RefSeq names its product vinorine synthase-like. The record is from RefSeq and is a predicted model, not a curated record. NCBI's taxonomy places the organism in Eukaryota, Viridiplantae, Streptophyta, Magnoliopsida, Asterales, Asteraceae. The coding region runs from base 1 to 1341 and encodes 446 amino acids. The transcript has a single exon.